AGGAGUAAAACACACUAUACAUUUGGGUGUCCUUCACAGUUGCUGGAUCGCCACAUCAUUGAGUCGCAUAGGCCACAAGCAAUAGCCCUAAUCAUAGGAAUAAGAACAAAUUUCACAUUUUGUGGGUGUGUUUUACCGGAUCGCCACAUCACUCGCUAUCAUCUCACUGGGUGUGGUCUAAAAGGAGUAGCUUAAUAGUUCCAAUUGUUCAUCACAAGAAGGUCUACAAGAAUGAUGCUGUGGACUGCUUCGUUGAUGUUGGCCUUGAUGCUUGGUGUGACAAAUGGAGACCAAGAUUUUGAUGUGCGUGUGACUGGUGGUGGCAAAACGGGCCGAGUCGAGGUGUACUACAACAACGUGUGGGGCGUCGUGUGCAAGGAGGGUUGGGACUUCUACGACGCCCUGGUCGUCUGUAGACAAUUGGGGUACGAGUGGGUUGCCUCAGGAUGGUCUGAUGUUCAAGCAUCAAUCGGUUCCGAGACGGCGUUGCUUAGUGGUGUGCAGUGUGAUGGGACGGAGACCAAUCUAGAUUUGUGCUCUGGCAACGGCUGGGCGGAAUACUCGUGUACAGCUGAUGCCCCUGCAACUGUUGCGUGUUAUGACUUGGCUGAAGUUGACGGUACGACCACGUCAACCUACCUACUCAAUGGUGGAAACAAGGCAGAGGGAAAGGUCUUGAUGAAAUUACAACCCGGGGUAACAGACGCAAAGCCCUACAUUUUAUGCGACGACAGCUGGGACAAGGAGAACGCUGAUGUGAUUUGCCGCCAAGCAGGAUAUCACUCCGCGGUCAUGGCAACGUCAUCGUCUUACUUCGGGGUACACGACCCGGAAGAUGAAGCCAACUUUGGAGGUGUGGAAUUUCUGGCCGACCGAAUCAACUGCGAGGGUAGCGAGAGGAACGUCGUGGUGUGCCCCGCUGAUGAUCUGCCGGACGGGGAGUGCGACACGGGGCACGAGGCUGGAGUCAGCUGUAACCGAAUCGAAGAGCCUGAAGAUUUCCAGCUUCGACUUGCCGAUGGCGGGUCGGCAAUAGAGGGGAGAGUCGAAGUCUUCAUUAACGGAGAAUGGGGAAGUAUCUGCAAGACCAACGCAAGCUCCGAUGUCAAACUGAGCUACGAGGAGACCAACGUCAUCUGCCAGCAGGCCGGGCAGGGAUACGGCGUGGAGUCCCCCACGGACAAUCGCUUCGGACUUAGCUCUCUCCAGCCGGUCAUGGUCGGUGAUUUCGACUGUUACGGAGGGGAACCUUCUUUUGCCCAGUGUUUCAUCAAUGCUACUGGGACGACACCGGAGGAGUGUAGUGGCAGUUCGGAUCGGUAUGAGGUCAGUGUCAUCUGCAGUGGUCUGGUAGAGGCUUCUCGUCAGCCCAUCAAGCAGGACGGAAACGUUUUGUUGAUCUACCAGGAUGGACGAUGGCGAACAGUGUGCAACAAGGAUUGGACCAUGGCCAACGCUGAAGUCGCAUGCAGGGAGCUUGGAAUGGGACCACCCGAUACAGCACAGAUUGAAAGUAACGAGACGAAAGGAGGCCCGAUUUUUGUCCAGACUUUGUCCUGUCAAGGAGAUGAAGAAACCUUGGACAGCUGCGAAAAAAGUGAACAGGGGGCCCUCUCGUGUUACCAUCGCAUGGACGUGGCGAUAGCAUGCACUCCUCUGCCACCGAUGACUACGCCGGUCGCUACGCCGGUCACUAAAGAAAACGGAGGACUUGCUGUCACAUCAGAUUCUGCUUCGCUCGUCUUUGCUAUUUUGACGGCUGCGUACGGCGUUUUCAACUAAGUAGCUCAGAUCAGGGUCGAAUUAGAGUUACGAUUGAUCUUAACUGCAAAUCGUCGUAGUUUCUUAAGUGAAGUUAAUCACUAGGGUAAUUUAUGUCUUGCGAUGAAUGUGAAAAAUCGAACCCUGCUCUACUUUGGAAUUAUCCAUGUAUGGUUUCACAAUCUAGUUUAAAGACACUGUACACUAUUGGUAAUGUAACCAAGUGGCAAGGAACACAAUAAUAAAGAACCGGUUUUGGAAAACUCCA
Messenger RNA from Asterias rubens (European starfish), 2029 nucleotides. RefSeq names its product deleted in malignant brain tumors 1 protein-like. The transcript has 7 exons. NCBI's taxonomy places the organism in Eukaryota, Metazoa, Echinodermata, Asteroidea, Forcipulatida, Asteriidae. The coding region runs from base 232 to 1782 and encodes 516 amino acids. The record is from RefSeq and is a predicted model, not a curated record. Gene Ontology annotation, cellular component: membrane.